UGCCUACCCUAGUAGGCUACGGCUGCAAUGCUACUAAGGGCGCGAGUCGUUGCAGCUGAGGAACACGAAUCUUUGCCUGUCGAUCAUAGCAACGCAAACUACCUCGCCGUCAUCAGCACGAGUGUACUACGAUGGAGGCCCUGUUUCUGCUAAUGGUCCGCCGUGGUAGCUGCGGGUACAUUCUUAGACCGAUGGCUAGGGUGCCACCAAACUGUUGUCGUAGCUUCAUAUACUGGAGCCGGCGCUCUGCUCCUUCUUGACAUGGAAUCCGUUUUCAAUAUAUCAACCACAGUAUCCCUGCGCCGAUCUUAAGACCAGGAAUACGCACGCUUUAUUAUUCACUGACACAAACUGAGUGUUCCACCUUAGUGCUUAUGCCAACGGCCCUCCCGUGCUUCCAUCUUCGGAUGUCUGCAGCUCACGACAUCGUCUUGCCUAAGCGCUCAAUUGUACUAAAGCUUCUAAGCUUUCCAUUAUUUUUUGUUCUACCUGUCACCAUGCCACCUCUUCAUAAUACUACGGCAUAUCAAUAUGCUGGAGAACUUGUCUCGAAAUCUAAAGAGAGCCGGCUACUUCAGCUGGUCGUUCUUACCACUGUAGUUGUCGCGUCGUGUGCCGUCGCCUACCUUUUACAAAAAAAGAGCCGGAAUGUCGGCACUAAAGUGGAUUCUCCAGAGAAGCCAUUUUCUAAGCCAACGCUUGAGAGACAAGACUCUGCGAUGUGUCAGAAUCAAUGGGAAAGCGAUCACAACAGUCGCUUAUAUUCUCUCAAGCAGGAAAUUCUUGAAAAGACCGAGAAGCCAGUUCAUCCAUGGAUAUCACCACCACAAGCGUUGCCAGGACCGUACGAUCCUAUGUACUACCCUCUGCCAGCUCCUUCACAUCGGUGUGAAUCUUCUGGAACACCUGUUACAACUGUUGAAGGACGACACUCCACAUCCUACACCAGUCUCGUCCCGAAAAGUGGAACUCCGCAGGGCGAGGCUGUUCUCUACGGUACCAUGACAACGUCGACGAACGGCUGGCGACGAUCACACUGGAACGUGACCGGCGGCUGAACCCUAAUGAUCUCGGAUUUCAAAUAUAUUAUCUCAAUGCCACGUACAAGAGUCCACACCUCGAUCCCUCUUGCGGACCCUUACGACACAUGCUUUGUUUGCAUGAACUCGGUGGACAUCAACGGUUCGAACAUGACGCAGGACCGCUUAGCAUAAUGCUGAUGAGUGCGAGUCGAAACCAAGCAGUAGUAAUCAAGCUUAGUGGUGGCGGUCCACUUAGUAGCUG
Molecule: messenger RNA, 1284 nt
Organism: Boeremia exigua
Lineage: Eukaryota; Fungi; Ascomycota; Dothideomycetes; Pleosporales; Didymellaceae
Exons: 2
Coding region: 375-1058 (227 amino acids)
Source: RefSeq, a predicted model, not a curated record